GUCGACGCUGUUGUGCAAAGCACUGAUAAGAAUUUCCUCGUCCCUAUAGGAGGAUCUAUUGUCAUUGGUCAGAGUGAUUUGGUAUCAGACGUUGGUGGCGGGUAUCCCGGCCGAGCUAGUAUGUCUCCAAUUCUAGAUUUGUUUAUCACGUUGAUGAGUCUGGGGAAAUCUGGUUGGCUUUCGAUGUUGAGGAAGAGAAGGGAAAUGUUCAAGGAUUUCAAAAUGAAGCUCCAACGAUGGACGCUCGAAAGAGGCCUCAGAGUUUUGGAGGUUCCAUGGAAUAGGAUAUCACUAGCGAUCGAUCUCUCAUCGCUGGACCUGAAUUCGGGAACUGCAGCUACCGAACUCGGGAGCGCGCUGUUCACGCGUCGUGUCAGCGGCCCUCGGGUUGUUGUGUGUGAGGAUGGGCCCAGCAAGGAAAUUGGCGGCAUGAUGUUCAGCAACUACGGCAGUCAUAGCGAACAUUAUUUUGCGGCUUCAAGUUAUAUGACCUGCGCGUGCGCCAUCGGAUGUGAGCAAGAAGAGCUAGACGAGUUUCUGGUUCGAUUCGACCACGUCUUGAAGGAUCUGGAGAAGAAGAAAGAGAAGCGGAGCUCGGAAAAACAGCGUCGAUCCUAA
Molecule: messenger RNA, 618 nt
Organism: Perkinsus marinus ATCC 50983
Lineage: Eukaryota; Perkinsozoa; Perkinsida; Perkinsidae
Exons: 5
Biological process (GO): conversion of seryl-tRNAsec to selenocys-tRNAsec; selenocysteine incorporation
Molecular function (GO): tRNA binding; O-phosphoseryl-tRNA(Sec) selenium transferase activity
Source: RefSeq, a predicted model, not a curated record